Messenger RNA from Entelurus aequoreus (snake pipefish), 2881 nucleotides. RefSeq names its product ADP-ribosylation factor-like 14 (gene arl14). The record is from RefSeq and is a predicted model, not a curated record. Gene Ontology annotation, molecular function: GTPase activity; GTP binding. Gene Ontology annotation, biological process: vesicle-mediated transport; intracellular protein transport. Bases 219 to 827 code for a protein of 202 amino acids. Gene Ontology annotation, cellular component: cytoplasm. Lineage: Eukaryota; Metazoa; Chordata; Actinopteri; Syngnathiformes; Syngnathidae. The transcript has a single exon.
UCGGAGGUCUCAAUAUUGGCAAGUAUGCAGAUUCUGUGUUGACGUCAAUAUUGAUUUUAUGGUCACCAAGUGUUACUUUGCCCUUACCAGCUCAGCUAAUGGUUCAACUAUUCAGGAUAUUACAUGACGUCAGAGCACAUAUGUACACACCUUACCGACAUGCCACUAGGUAAAAAGUUGAGCAACGCCUUCACAGUUUACCUGUCGCCGUCUUCUGAAUGGGCCAGCGGGGGAGCACACAAGCCGAGAUCCGGGUCCUGCUCCUCGGUCUGGACAACGCGGGGAAGUCGACCCUCCUGUACAAACUGAAACACAAGUCGGCCUUCAGCACCGUGCCCACCGUGGGCUUCAACGUGGAAAUGCUGGACGUGAAGCGGCAGCGCAAGAACAUCGCCCUGACCGUGUGGGACGUGGGCGGCCAGGCGGAGAUGCGCCGCCACUGGGGGGGCUACCACCAGGACACCGCGGCCGUGGUCUUCGUGGUGGACAGCGCGGACCGCCAUCGCCUGGACGAGGCGCGCAAGGAGCUGGAGAAGACGCUGAGGAGCGAACAACUGCGGGAGCGUCCGCUCCUCGUCCUCGCCAACAAGCAGGACGUCGCCGGCGCCAUGACGGUCACCGAGCUCAAAGACGCCUUCAACCUGAGGAGGAUCUGCGGGGAGCGGGAAUGGUUCGUCCAGGCGUGCUCGGCCGCGACGGGAGGCGGACUGGACGAGGCCCUCCGGCGGGUCAGUCACAUGGUCAAACUGCCGUCAGACUCUGCGGCCGCCGUCAAAGAAAACAUCAAAGGCACCGUCAAUUACAUCCGAGCCAAGUCUGUACGUUGACUGGGGACAAUGACGUCAUCACCAUUGAUCAAACAGUCAUUUAUUUAUCCCGCCAUUAAAUUGCUCUGACCAAAUAUAGCAACUACAGCGUGACUCGGGGACAACUUGCAGACUGUUAAGUGUUCUCCAAAUACAACAAAACUGCACUAUGACAAGAUAAAAAGAGCCAAUAUGUAAAUUGUGACUAUCUAACCUUUUGGAAAAUUGUAAAGCAGUCCCUCAAUCCUUCAUUUUUUACCAUUACAUGAGUGUCGCACGCCUCAACUAAAUUACUUCCAGCGCUCUUCUUUAGAACUGUUUCAAACACUUUGUAAAUACUACAAAAAAAAUUAAAAAUGUAUGUAAUGUUUUACAAAACCUUUUACCAAAUGUUUGAAAAUGGCAUCCAUCUUCUUCCGCUUAUCCGAGGUGGGGUCGCGGGGGCAGCAGCCUAAGCAGAGAAGCCCAGAUUUCCUUCUCCCCAGCCACUUGGUCCAGCUCCUGCUGGGGGAUCCCGAGGUGUUCCCAGGCCAGCCAGGAGACAUAAGCUUUGUCCUAAUUCAGGGUCUUCAUCCUUCGAAGGGCGAAUUUGAAGGCCGCUUACGUCACAUGAAGGCUGUCCCAAUUCAUUCAAAUUCGAAGGCUCCUCCAAAUGCGCAUACUUUUCCCUGUAUUCGGCGAAUGCACCACGACUAUCCUUUGUGGCCUCCCAUAUCCCAAGAUGCUUUGCGCACCUUUGUUCAACCCAGAUCUAGACUAUCCCAUUUAACGGGCGACGCAUCCUUCGGAGAUGCCUCCGAAAGUCCAGCCUUCUGAGGCUGCAUAGGCCGGGUCCUCCGAAGGAUGCAGACCCUGAAUUUGGACACAGCUAAAGUCUUCCCAACGUGUCCUAGGUCUUCCCCGUGGCCUCCUACCGGUCAGACGUGCCCUAAACAUCUCCCUAGGGUGGCAUCUUGACCAGAUGCCCGAACCACCUCAUCUGGUUCCUCUCCACGUGGAGGAGCAGCGACUUUAUUCUAAACUCCUCCCGGAUAACAUAUCUUCUCACCCUAUCUCUAAGGGAGAGCCCCAUCACCCGGCAGAGGAAACUCAUUUCGGCCGCUUGUACCCGUGAUCUUGUCCUUUGGUCAUAACUCAAAGAUCAUGACCAUAGGUGAAGAUGGGAACGUAGAUCGACCGGUAAAUUGAGAGCUUUGCCUUACGGCUCUGCUCCUUGUUCACCUCAACGGAUCGAUACAGCGUCUGCAUUACUGAAGACGCCGCACCGAUCCGCCUGUCGAUCUCACGAUCCACUCUUCCCUCACUUGUGAACAACACUCCGAGGUACUUGAACUCCUCCACUUGUUUGAAAAUGCUUUUUUUUUUAAAUCAUGCAGGGGCGGAUAAGCUUAGAAAAAAUACCUUAAGUAUGUAUGCCACAAAUAUAGUAUAUUGGUUUGUGUGUGGGCUGUUCUCAUAAUAUAGAUACAAACAUAAUAUACAUGUAUAUUCAAUUUGGAUAAUAUCAUUGAUUAAAGACAUAAGUGUUCAGAAGUCAGAAGAUGCUUUGUGGAAUAAACUGUGGUCAUCAACAUUACAAUUCUAGUUCUCGCUUGACCUCAUCCAAUAAGAAGUUAUUGCUUUUUUGUUCCUCAAUCAAUGAAUAUAAACUACAUUUCAUGAAUAUUUAAACUCCAAAAAGAAAUGUAAACAUUCCCUCACAUACAUUUCGGUUCCUCAAGCCAACACCUCAAUUCCCAUUUCAUAUGCAGACUAAUUCCGUAAAAGUAAAGCAUAUCAUGUGGGCCAAACACUGAGCUGCCAUUAAAUGGAGUGUGUGAUAAGAUAUCACAUGGACUGUAAUGUGAUACUGAUAAUGAGCUUCAAGCACACCUGUGAAGUGAAAACCUUUUAGGUGACUACCUCUUGAAGCUAAUUGGGAGAAUGCCAAGAGUGUGCAAAGCAGUAAUCAGAGCAAAGGGUGGCUAUUUUGAAGAAACUAGAAUAUAAAACAUGUUUUCAGCUAUUUCACCUUUUUAUGUUAAGUACAGAACUCCACAUGUGUUCAUUCAUAGUUUUGAUGUGACAAUCUACAA